Chlamydomonas reinhardtii is the source of this 2729-nucleotide messenger RNA. RefSeq lists its product as uncharacterized. Gene Ontology annotation, molecular function: structural constituent of nuclear pore. NCBI's taxonomy places the organism in Eukaryota, Viridiplantae, Chlorophyta, Chlorophyceae, Chlamydomonadales, Chlamydomonadaceae. Gene Ontology annotation, biological process: RNA export from nucleus; protein import into nucleus. The transcript is spliced from 10 exons. The record is from RefSeq and is a predicted model, not a curated record. Gene Ontology annotation, cellular component: nuclear pore inner ring. Bases 164 to 2410 code for a protein of 748 amino acids.
CAUCCCGGUGGUUAGGAGCCCCCACUGUUGUAAGCCUAGCGAGGGCGAACCAGGCGCAGCGACAGCACGCGAGCUCGGUGGAGACUGGAAACCUACGCAAGCAUUUGUGGGCCUACGGGCAUCAUCGCUCGGAGGAGGGCGCGGACUCCCAGCGGCGCGGGCCAUGGCGCUCGCGCCCGUGCAGCCCAUGGCAUUCACUGGCAGCCGGCGAAGUUGUGCGGCAUUCUUAGGUGGUGUCGGUGCAGCUGGCGGCCGCUCUGUCCGAGGAGGCCAGCAGCCCUCAUCCUUCGGAGGUCUGCGCCGCGCCUGCCGGCGGGCUGGUGCGGAGUUCCGGCAUGGUGGCGGUGGUGGCGGCGGCACUGCUGGUGAUGAGCCGGAGUACCGCCGCAAUGGCGAGCCUGGCGGCAACGUUGGCAAGCACGAGCGCGACCGUGGACAGCCCCAUCCCAGCAGCGGCCACCUGGCGCAUGAGGACGUGCGCGCCGCCGCCGGUGCACAGGCGGCGCCGCCGGUGCGGGACAGCCCGCGUCAGCAGGAGGACCCAGGGGCGGGGCUGACGCUGGUCGACAUCAUGGCCGCCUUAACCGACAUGAAGACGGAGGUUUUGCAGGGGCUGCAGGGGUUGAGGGAGGACCUGGUGGGAGUGAGGGAGAACCUGUUGGGAGUGAAGGAGGACCUGGUGGGGGUGAGGGAGGACCUGGCGGUGGUGAGGGAGAUGGGCAGCGGCGUAAAGCGGAAUGUCAAGCUGACCAGCGCCAAGUGCGUGGUGCGCCACAUGCUGGGGCCCCUGGGCGCAAGCGCUGACCAGGAGGAGGUGGUGCUGGAGGCGCUUGUGCACCUACUGCAGCCUGAGGCAUCGCGGGUGGCCGUGCUGUGCUGCACGUCGCAUGUGCUGCCGGACCUGGAGAGCCUACAGCGGCAGCAGCCGCCGCCGCAGCCCGCCGCCGCCGCUGCCGCCACCGCUGCUGCCGCCGCUGCCGCCACCGCUGCCGCCACCGCUGCCGCCACCGCUGCCACUGCCGACCGGGCCAACACGCUCCGGGAGCAGUCGGCGGCAGGAUCAGUAGUGGAUGUGGACACGGCGGCUGUGACUUUGCGGGCCGCGGCCAAGUUCAUAAACCGGGACAAGCAGGCGUUGCCCGGCAGGCGCAGCCGCCGCAGCAGCGGCAGCGGCCGCCCAAGCGACGGUGGCGGCAGUGAGGGCGGCAGCGGCGGCGAGCGCGGCAGGGCGGUAUCAAGGUCGUUUGCUGCCGCCAUGCAGUUGCUGAAGGCCGCCGGCGGGCAGCAGCAGGGCAGGCUGCUACAGCUGCUGGGAGACGGCCCCACCUCCAUGCUGGUGCUGUCGGGCAUACAGCCUGCAAAGCUGCCGCCCGGCGGCAGCAGCAGCAGUAGCAGCAGCAGUAGCAGUAGCGGCGGCGGCGGCGGCACAGGUGGGGCCAUCCCCGCGCCUACAACGGAGCUGCAGCUGGACGGCCUGGCUGUGCAGCUGGAGGGCUCCACGCUGCGGGUGGUGAUGCUGGAGGUCGUGUCCAGCGGGGCGGGCCUGUCCACUGCGCGGAGGCAGCUGCGGCGCGCUGGACCUAUCCUGGCGUACGUUUAUGACGUCGCCGCCGCUGCAGGCGCCCUCGGGGCGCAGCCGCCGCAGCUGCAGCUGGAGGGCAGGAUCGCGCUGGCGCAGCUGGGGGAGGUGCUGCCUCGCGUUCACACCGUCUCCCUGGUGUCGGCGGCGGGACGGCAGCACGCGAUGCGCGAGCAUGCGGCGCUGUUCCUGCUGGGGCAACUGGCGCCCUACCUGGGCGGCUGGCACCUGGUGCUGCCCGCGUCGCUGGUCAACUUCAGGACCGCGCUGUCCACGCUGCUGACGUGGCUGGCAGCGCCCAGCCUGGCCAAGUCCUUCGCCGUGGACUGCCGCCCGCGCACGCCCCGGGAGGCAGCCCUGGCGGCCAUGCCCGCCCCAGGCAUGCCCGCAGCAGACGGCUGGUUCCGCGUCGCCACCGCCGGCGCCGCGGCGCCGCCCGCCGGCGGCGCCGCCACCUUCGCCUUCGCCGCCGCCGCGGCAGGCGGUGCAGGCGGCGGCGGGGGCGGCACGCCCGGCGGCGGCGGCGGCGGCGGCCUGGGCUCGCCGAUCCCUGGCGUGGCGACGCUGGGUUCUACAUCACCCAGCAUUCGCUUCUCCAUGUCACGUGGCAUGUCGGACACCUUGGGGAGCCUCAGCACGCCCUCCACGCCGCCCGCCGGCGGCGGCGCGGGCGGCGCGCACCACGUACACUCGCACCAUUCGCACCACCACUCGUACCACCACCUGCACUCGGGUCUGGGGCAGCGCGAGGCGGCGGCGCAGGAUUGGUUCGCGUCGUUGGAGCUGAGCGGCGGGUUGGGCAUGGGCACGCCGGCUGUGCCAGCCAUUUAACAAUGACGACGAAGUGGGGGAAGCGGUGAUGCCGUGGGUAGGCUCCAGGGGAUGUGAACGAAGUGCCAGGUGUAGCUGAUGGCAUGCUUUCAGGUGGUUUGGAAAAGUAUGGGCCUUGGGCGCGUGUGUUCCUUGGCGAUUCGGACAGGGCUGAUACUGCCACCCGGCUGGGGCAAGGAGUGGUGGUAAGGAGACUAAGCACAGAUGCUCGCGUCGCGGGGAGUGGCGCUGGCGGAAUUCGGUUUGCACGGGGCUUGCGCAUGCCGUGCCCCCAGCCGUGCCCCCCGGAUGCUCCGAUCAUGCAGUUGCGCUGCAAACA